GUUGACAAACGGGUCUUAAACUUCCAAAACCCGAUACCAGACAUCGACUGCCCACUGGAACAACUCCUCCCGCCGAACCUUGAAGUCCUCAAAAUCACUCCCGCGGCCUCAGACCUUCCUACUCUGUGGAGUAUUCUGGAUCGAAAGUCGGAAAUCGUUCCUCAUCUCAGGAAGAUCAUCUUGACCCUUCACUAUCGAAAUAGGGUUAUGAAAAAGGAACUCAUUGCUGCUUUGCGAGAGCGUGACGAUUACGAAAAUGAUCCCGAGCUCUUCGAGCCUGAUGAGGAGGAUCUCGAGAAAAUAUAUCCUUGCGCAAGGAAGAGAGUGCUUCGGGCAUUCAGAGGCUGUUGCGAGAAACAGGGGGUGGAAUUGAUGCUCCUACAUGAGGACUCCAAGCGGAGGGAAGUAUUUGAAGAAGGCGCAGGACCAUCAGUGUGGGAGAUAGACGAUCAAGGCCGGCGAUAGCGAAACAAUCGAAAGCCAAUGAAACCGACGUCCCACGACUGCAGCUGCAGCGCUGUCACUCCCCGCCAUUGUUCCGAAUGGCAUACAGACAUUGGACAGAUGAACCGAGCUCUACGAGGGUCUGGACUCGCUUCUAUCUCUAAAACAAGUCUCCGUCAUAUAAUCCUUCCAGAAACCAAUCAAAUUCUUUGCUUGCUCAACAGGUUCUUCUCUCUUUUCUCAGUUCCGCAUCCCCGGUCCAUUCCUCAUCUGCCACACAGCAAGGUAGAACUCCACCCGGAAGAGGAAAAGAGCAUCGUGGCGAAUUUUUGCAACUAUCGCUCUUACGAAUGGUGGGAAGAGAUCCAAAACAGGGGUAGAGGAGUGAGGGAUGAGGGCUACGCUCCGCCACAUGACGCUAUAUCAUUCCUCAUUGUGCACAUCAAACUUCAUCCGGAAAUGAACAGUCCGCAACUUCUUGGCUGUGAAUCAUUUGAGUAUGGCGUAUGCUGGAGGAGUCCAAGGCGCAAGAAAGUGGAACCUGCGCAUCCCUCGCCACCAGAAUUCUGUGCACCGCGUUCGGAAUCUGGAUGUCCGCAUCCCAUUCGACCCCCCUUGCCUGGUGGCGAUUUGUGCAGGUGGGAUUGCAUAAGUUGGUUGGGAGGAUGGAGAACUCUCGGCAUUUAUCUAUUGUGUACGAAUGUGAAGGUCCAACUUUACACGUGCCCUCCGAUUAACAGAUAACCAUACGAGUUGUGAGUACAAAUUCACUUGGUUC
Molecule: messenger RNA, 1222 nt
Organism: Hyaloscypha bicolor E
Lineage: Eukaryota; Fungi; Ascomycota; Leotiomycetes; Helotiales; Hyaloscyphaceae
Exons: 1
Coding region: 484-1188 (234 amino acids)
Source: RefSeq, a predicted model, not a curated record